Molecule: messenger RNA, 768 nt
Organism: Egretta garzetta (little egret)
Lineage: Eukaryota; Metazoa; Chordata; Aves; Pelecaniformes; Ardeidae
Gene: EMCN
Product: endomucin
Exons: 10
Coding region: 1-768 (255 amino acids)
Source: RefSeq, a predicted model, not a curated record
AUGGCCUCUGCAAAAAGUAGCGGUGAAAGUCCGAGUGCCCACUUUGCUGGCCAGUUCGGUCCUGCGUACAUGGCAGCUGAACAACUGUACCUUACCUCAGUAACGGAAGCUGUGAACACAUCAGCUUCACAAGCAACAACAUUUCAACUGCCAGUGCUGACAACAACUGCAAUCAGAGCUACAAAUGAAUCCAUCACAAGCAACUUCACGUCUUCUUCACCUAGUACUACACAACAAGUAACACAAGGUACAACGACACAGCCAUCAAUAAAAGUGACCACUACAGCAGCAAAUAAAACUGGCUACACAACAACCACUACACAAACAAAUGGAACACAAUUGGCACAAAAUGAGAGUUUGGAUGCUUCAUCUACUAAAGCAUCAUCAUUUUCUUCUACAGUCUCUCUACAAAAAACCACUUCUGCUCUUGGAACCACAAGUCUUCACAUGACCUCUCCAACAGAAUCGACAACUUUUGGUGGUUCUGGAAACAAGGAAGUGCCAGUGAAUGCUGUCCACUAUUCCAGCGUUAUCUUGCCAAUUGUCAUCACCUUGAUAGUCAUUACCCUUUCUGUCUUCUCACUGGUGGCUUUGUACAGAAUGUGUCAGAAGAAAACACCAGAGAGACAAGAGAACGGCACUGAACAGGCCCAAUCAGAUAAAGAAGGAGUCAAACUUCUUUCUGUGAAGACCACUUCUCCUGAGACUGGAGAGCACUCAUCUCAGGGGAAGAAUAAAGCUCGGCAACUCUUCACACCUCAGCAAUAA